Molecule: messenger RNA, 1971 nt
Organism: Cladophialophora immunda
Lineage: Eukaryota; Fungi; Ascomycota; Eurotiomycetes; Chaetothyriales; Herpotrichiellaceae
Exons: 1
Coding region: 400-1773 (457 amino acids)
Source: RefSeq, a predicted model, not a curated record
UUCAACCUCAACCUCUUCCCAGCCUCCCCUCUACCUCUGUCCCUGGCUGUCCCUCUCCCCCUUCCCCUGCCCUCACCAUCCCACUCUCCUCUGUCAAAUACAAUCCUGCAUCCUGUGCAUCGUCCUGUCCUUACCCAAAUUUCCAGCUUGAGUUCCAGUCUCUCUCUCUGGAUCCAGACCUUCUUUUGUCCAUAUCUCACCCGACAAUCCGACAGUGAGCGCACUGUUGCGACGAGCAUUCUCGCUCAACUCUACUGCACCGCCGUCGCUACCAUUACGCCUUGCGGUUGACGGCUUUUUUGAACGGCGGCGAUUGCGUGAAGCCAUCGACUGCGUACUUUGCACUGCUGCAAUCUAUUGGCAACAGAUUUUGGCUAUCCAUCCGAGGUCGACAGCGCCAUGGCCAAUUCUCAGUCCCCCGCGGAUGAGUCGACAGUCCCUGCCACUCCUCCUUACGCUCGCACUCGCUCUGCGGACAGCAUGGGUAAAUCCUCCUAUGCGUCUCCUCCACCAAUGUCAGCCUCUAUGACACCUCCUCCGUCCACGCAGCCUCCUCGGUUUCAGUCUCCCGUCAAUCGCAUAAGCGCCGCUCCCAUCGACGCCUUACUUGCUUCACCUCCGCCAACUGCUAUCAGAUCAAAUGUCCUUGGCGCCUUGCCCACCCCAGAUGCGAUCGCGAAAGCGGAGAUCGAUGAACUGCGAACCAUGGCCACUGACUUGGUCGCAGCAGUCCGAGAAGCAAGAACCUCGGCCGCUCACUUCAAAUUGCAACACAGUCUUCUGGCCAUGGAGGCGGACCAAGCUGCGCAACGAGCUGAGGUCGAACAACAGAUGAGUCGUCGGGAAAUUGAGGUCCUUCAAACCGCCGAAUACAGGCAGCGCGCAUCGAUGCUUUCACGAAACUCAGUCCCCCCACCGCAACCCCAGAUUGAGGCAUUGACCAAAACAUGCCGGGCUUUGGAGGAGGAACGUGAUGAGGUGGAGAAACGACUUGCGCGAGCGAAGAAGCUUGUCGAGUUGCAGAAUGAUAGGAACGAAUUGCUCGAAGAGGAGAAUGCUCUCCUCAAGAGGCGAAUUCGCGAGAACAGAGAGCACUUCACGAGAUUUAAAAGUAUGUCGCCAUCGUACACCACGCCUCGCGACACCUUCACGACACCUCAUCGGAAGCCCGUGCCUCGCUUCCCAGAGUCUGCACCUGCACCGAACCAUUCGAACAUUGCUGCCCUUCUUGCGGCCGGUGAAGUUCUUAGUGGAGAGAGUCUCAGUGUCCCUUCGACGCCAACCAGAACUCAUACCUCCAAGUUCAAGCAUGGCCAUACUCGUGGAGCUCAUUCACUGUCUUCGCUGCAGACUACGCCUGUACAAGUUAGGCCUGCCACCCGCGACGGCUACCCAGCGUCUAUGGUGCCCUUUUCUGCACCUACUUCCCAAUUGGUAAUUGAGUCAGCCGAAAGAGAACGCCAUGACCGAGACAGCACCAUUUCCGUAUCCGAUGCCGAAGAGGGCAACAACGAUGACAGCAUUCCAGAGUCUCAGGCCAGUUCACUGGCGAGCGACAUGCUGCGUCGAAACCCAGGCUCUCAAGAGAGCUUGAGGCUGUCUCAAGGCGCAGAGCGCUCAAGCAAUUUACUUCAAAGCAAGAUAUUUGGCCCCGUCAAGAAACCUCAGAUCAGAAAGCGAGGCGCGAGUUUUGGAGAGUCUGACAUCAAGGCGAAGAAAGCAAAGCUUUCUCAAGGAGUUGGCCUUGGUAUUGGGUCUUGGAGUCAAGGCUAAUGGGGAUAUGGCAGAUGAUGGGAAUGAAUGAUGAUUGGAGAUGUGCUUGUAAUGAUACCCUCUCGAAUCCGGCGUUGGUGUUGAGAUUGGAGGCUUGGAAAUGAAGUGUUACAGUAGGAUGUCUCUACCCUGGUAGCUCAUGCUCAGUCUUAUCAAUGGAGAAUAUGCUCAGACUUCAAAUUCUUUGUAUCAACCUCG